Molecule: messenger RNA, 6986 nt
Organism: Doryrhamphus excisus (bluestripe pipefish)
Lineage: Eukaryota; Metazoa; Chordata; Actinopteri; Syngnathiformes; Syngnathidae
Product: protein bicaudal D homolog 1-like
Biological process (GO): positive regulation of receptor-mediated endocytosis; microtubule anchoring at microtubule organizing center; regulation of microtubule cytoskeleton organization
Cellular component (GO): cytosol; Golgi apparatus
Molecular function (GO): dynactin binding; dynein complex binding; dynein intermediate chain binding
Source: RefSeq, a predicted model, not a curated record
AAAGCCACUGGAUAAAUGUCACUAUUUCAAUUAUUUAAAAUGGAUUUUAUGUAAUUUGAGUUCUUUAGUGGCGUAUGUUUAAUGUCAUUAGUGUCUCUACGACAGUGUCACUACAAGGCAGUAGUGCUGGUUGGGGCGGGCAGAUUGAUACAAAUGUCGAUAUCGAUACAUAGGGCAGUAUCAGUAUCAUAGCUCAAACAUUUGUACGUAAUAAAAAGGAGUGGUUGUAUUAUUUUGUUGUGACAUUGUCUUUUAUUACAUAAAAUAUUCUUAAAUGUAUUUUAUUUUCUAAUUGUUUUGCUAUGUUGUGUUCAUCACAAAAUAUUUCAAUUAUUGGUAUCGGCAAUACUGUACACGUUUGUACAGUACUCGGUAUCGGAUUGAUAUCAACACUCGCAUCCUCCUCCGGUGAUGUGCCGUUAACAAUAAAUGUGGUCCACAGCUGGAUCCAACAAAGAGGAUCAUGACGAGCUGCUGCAUCCACUGGCUGAAGAUGACUCAACCUAUUUAUGGAUUUAUGGAUGUCUAUUGUUUCCUCCAUAACAUUUAAAGCAGGUUUCUGUCCCUCCUCCGGCCGCGUCCUGUUCGGGAGAAGGAGGAGGAGAAGGGCGAUGGCCGCCGGGGGAGCAGCAGCAGGAGGAUGCGGAGACACGGUGGAGCAGUGCCGAGCCGAGGUGGAGCGUCUGAGCCGGGAGCUGGCGGAGGCCAACCGCGAGAAGAUCCGGGCGGCGGAGUGCGGGCUGGCGGUCCUGGAGGAGAACCAGAGCUUAAAGCAGCAGUACGCCGAGCUCGAGGCCGAGCAGGAAGCUCUGAGGCUGGAGCUGGAGCAGCUGCAGGAGGUGGGGACAACAGCGGCGUUCGGCCAGGCCUACUCCACCCAGCGUAAGGUGGCUGAGGACGGCGAGACCAAUGAGGAGACGCUGCUACAGGAGUCCGCCACCAAGGAAGCCUACUACAUAGGCCGGCUCCUGGAACUCCAGGCCGAGCUCAAACACAGCCGGGCCACUUCUGCCAAUGCGCAGGCUGACAAUGAGCACCUGAGCGGCCUCCUGCAGGAGGUGCGGGAGAGCAACGAGAUGUUGGAACUGCAGCGCAGCCGCAUGCGAGACGAGAUCGGGGAGUACAAGUUUCGAGAGUUGAGGCUGACACAGGACUACACCGAGCUGGAAGAGGAGAACAUCUCUCUGCAGAAACUCGUUUCUACCCUCAAACAGAAUCAGGUGGAAUUUGAAGGCUUGAAACAUGAAAUCAAGGUUUUGGAAGAGGAGGCGGAGGUCCUGGACUGCCAGUUACGGGAUGCCCUGCGUUUGAAGGACAUCUCUGACUCGCAUCUGGAAGAGGCGCUGGAGUCUCUGAAGAGCGAGCGUGAGCAGAAGAAACACCUACGCAGGGAGCUGGUUCACCAUCUGAGCAUGUGCGAUGUAGCCUUCACUGGCAGCGCGCACCUGACCUUCACCUCUGCCCCACCCAGCGGCACGGCGACCCCGACGACGCUGCUGUCACCAACUGCGGAAGAGUCAACAAGGUGUAACGGCCAUGUACAAGGUGCCACGCGGUUGCUGACAGCCACAGGGUCGGCGACCGGGGCUAACAGUGGCGCGGGUCGAAAAGCUGAUGGUGUGACAUCGUCUGACCUUUUCAGCGAAAUGAACCUGACAGAGGUUCAGAAGCUCAAACAACAGCUGUCGACAGUGGAACGCGAGAAAGCGGCACUGAUGACCAGUUUACAGGAGUCCCAGACCCAGCUCCAGCACACCCAGGGGGCUCUGACCGAACAGCACGAGAAGGCCCUGCGUCUCAGUCAAAAGGUCAGUGCCCUCUGCUGCGGGAAGCAAGUUGCACAAACCAGUACGGCCUCUCAGAUUUACCCCGGGGACCUUUUGGAACUCCACAAAGCUGACGAUGAAGAAACUGAGGCCGACAAGCUGGGGAAAACGGACCAUAGGCUGACAUUUGCACAUCAGUCACCCACUUUGGAGAUCCUGCAGUGCAAAUACGAGAUGUCUGUGACCGAGGUGGUUGAGCUCAAGUCAGAAGUAAAAGCCCUGCAAGGCAGAUUGGCUCGAUGCGGGGAAGGCACGGCACGGGAGAAGCCAAGAGGAAAUGCUCAGCUACAGAAACUAGAGAGGCAGGUGACCUCGCUAGAAAAGAGCUGCCAGGAGGGAAAGGAGAAGGUUUCCAGUUUGGAGACUGAGUUGCAGGCGGCUCAGUCGGCAGUCAGUGAGAGUCAGGGGGCUUUGAACGCAGCUCAAGAUGAACUGGUGAUGCUGAGCGAGGAGCUUGCCCAGCUCUAUCAUCACGUCUGCCUGUGCAACAACGAGACACCCAACCGUGUCAUGCUGGACUAUUACAGACAAGGCAGAGGGCUCAGGGGCCUUUGUGCCAGUCUGAAAGCCAUGUCGUCGGACAACAGUAAAGUUCUCCUCACGCCACGCCUUGCCAGGAGACUGGCCGCCACCGCCACAACCUCAACUUCUGGAGAGUCACGGAGCCCCUCGGAGUCUCCGUCCAAAGAGCCCCUAUCCGGUAGGGACGGAGGCGGUAAGGAGGGAGACAAGUCCGAGCAAAGCCUGACUUCCUACACGCCUCCGACCCGCUCACCCAGCAUCAGUGCCUCUUCAUCGUCCUCAUCCUCAUCAUCGCCUGCCUUGGAACCAGCCAGCGAGCUGCGCAGAGAGCCCAUGAAUGUCUACAACCUCAACGCCAUCAUCAGAGACCAGGUGAAGCACCUCCAGCAGGCGGUGGACAGGUCCAUGCAGCUGUCCAGGCAGAGAGCUGCGGCCAGGGAACUGGCGCCUUUGCUUGACAAGGACAAGGAAAGCUGCAUGGAGGAGAUCCUCAAGCUCAAGUCACUGCUCAGCACUAAAAGAGAGCAAAUAGCCACACUCAGGCUGGUGCUCAAAGCUAACAAGCAGACAGCAGAGGUGGCUCUCACCAACCUGAAGAGCAAGUACGAGGCGGAGAAGUCAAUGGUCACCGACACGAUGACAAAGCUCAGAAACGAGCUGAAGGCCCUGAAAGAGGAUGCCGCCACUUUCUCGUCUCUACGAGCAAUGUUCGCCACCAGGUGCGACGAGUACGUAACCCAGCUGGAUGAGAUGCAGAGACAGUUGGCGGCUGCCGAAGACGAAAAGAAGACACUGAACUCUCUCCUGCGAAUGGCCAUCCAGCAAAAACUGGCCCUCACCCAGCGCCUUGAGGAUUUGGCCUUCGAUCAAGAGCAAACGCACCGCAAUCGUGGCAGCAAGCUGACCCGCAGGAAGUCCACUCCUUCCAAAGUAAGUCUCCCAACCUCAGCCUCCACCGCCGACCUGGCGCAAGGCUCCGGUGCAGCUUUGGUUACGAGUAGUCCCUCCGCAUCCUGCCUUACUAGUCCAAUGUUAGCUGAGUGCGAAGAUGUCGCUACCGCGGCCACAGCUUCAUGCUCGCCUGUGUCACGCGUACUCCCACGCAGUCCGUCGUCGCCGACCAUUGCCUCGCCUCCUCAACCUCCAGAGACCCCGUCCUCGACCCCUAAGGGGUCGACAUCCUCCAAGUGGACCCUCGGUGUGCGAACUUUUGCAAUUGACUCCUCUCGUUUCAACAUUUCUUCUCCUUUUUCCCGUAGCCCGGGGGCUUCAAGACAUGUCACCCCAGAUACCCAAACCACACCCAAGUCUAACCAGACAGGCUCUGCGCCUUCCUCUCCCUAUCGAUCCACAACGCUGGGGCUUCACCGCCCCUUGUGGAGCCCCUCCAUCCGAACUCGUGCCUUCCCCGGCAUGACGGGAACUUUGGCACAUCACACUCCCUCAUCAUCUUCUUACUCCUCGUCGCCUCGUCCCGGGCCUUCCCCCCACAGUUAUUCAUCCACUUACUACAGCUCCUCCGCCACUUCAUCCUACAGCCACUCUACCCACUACACUCCCCUCUACCCCAGAUACUACGCUUCCUACCGGCCUCGACACUGACUCCUAAAGUCUUUGUGUACUCUCCUCCUGACCUGAGAGAGUGGGAGCACCGUUUCCUCUUUCCUUUGCCAAUGGAUUCUUCUUCUAUUGUAACAUUUCUCAGGGAUUUGAUAUACGUACGGAGCACAAGUGGCCCUACCGUCCCUUUAUUCCGCAACGACCGAUUGGCGGUCCAGAAGAGCACAUUACAGCAGAACCAGUUCAUGUCGACAAGUCGACCAACUCAUCAAGUCCUGGUAUUCGGGAUUCUUUUCAUUACUAAAAAAGUCAAUGUCAGAUGCGGAGGGAUCAUUUAUAUAAAAAAUAAAUCGUUACGUUUAUGUUGACAAAUGUUGUCAUAUGUUAACUUGAUCAUGAUCGCUCCAUUGUGGUUAUGGCUAACCUUCAAGGUCCUUUGAAACCUGGCAAUGUCAACAAACUGCCGUAGGUUCCCGUUCUCCUGAUGUCCUGGGCCAAAGUCACAAGUACUAAUGGCUAGUUUCGACAAUUACGUGGCUCAAUUCGACAUUCCUCACUCACAUUGGCUGACUCACGUCGACAUAACCGGGUUCCACUGUAAUAGACUUUUAAUCAAUGAGUGUUUUUAGUUUACAAGAAACACAAACUGAUAUUUAAAGGACAUGUUACGUUUUCAAUGGUAUUCAGAUUUGGGGUGGCCAUUACAGCAAGCCAAUGCCAAGCAAAUCAAAGUUCAGUAUCAUACAUACCAAUACUAAUAAAUCAUCAUCAAUGAUUUUGGGUUUUUUUUCAUGUAAUUUGUCGAUCAUGACAAAGAUUUUAGGCAACAAAAUACAACACAGUAUAACAAAAUAAUACAAUUAUUCCCUUUUAUUACAUAGAAUUGUUAAGAAAGUAAAAUAUACUAUAUACUAUAAAAUAUAAAUAUUUAUGAAUUGAAUAUUAUUUAUAAAUAAAAAUAAAGUCAAUAGUGCAAAAUAAUUAAACAAAAGCAAAAACUAUGAUUGGCUCUCAGUUCACAAAACAAAAAAGCCCCAAGUAAAGGCUUGAGUAAGUUUUCAGAGAUUUAGCUAACCGAACCAUAUUUUUGCAAGGGAGGCGCCAAAUAAAUAAAUGCAUUUAAUUAUUAAUUUCCAAAGUUUUAGGGCAAAUGUGCAACCUGGGGGGCCAUUAGUGGCCCGCAGCUUGUUUUUUUAUUGGUCAUAGCACAUUGUAAAAUUACAAUUAAAGGGGACCUAUUAUGUUCAUUAUGUUCGCCUAUAGAGCAGCGACACACAAUAACCAGAAAGCUUUCUAGAUCUUCCGGAAUCUGCACCUAUUCAGCUGUAUUUCUUUGGCUGUCGUGCUUCCCACAAAAACGGUCUGUAUUAAUACAUUUUCCACCCAUGGCUUCCAGGCAUGCCCACUCCACUGUGGUUGGUCACACUCCCCAGUGCUUAGGAGGACUUGAUAGGAGUUGACAAACGGGAUACGAGUUAAUGAUAAACAGCGAUUUUUCUUUUAAAAGUGGAAUCAGAUCCGGAAGUAGAGACUGGAUAGUCCGAAGUUUUUCAUCAAAAGAGGUUACUUCAAGAUGUCUCCGAAUGGUAAGUAGCUUUAGCAUUUUGCGCUAGGUUUUCUACAGCAUCGGUAACUCCAACCACUUGUGCCUGAUGUUUUGUAAACAAUUGUAAACAAAUGUAGCUUUGUCUUUGAAAACACUUCCCAGGAGACAUUGCUGACAACGUAAACAGAGAAGCAGAGCUUGGGGGGGGGGGGGGGGCAGAGAGCAUAUCUGUCCUACAGCGCACGCCCAUAUAAGGUAGCCCGUCAAUCUGUGACAUCAGAAAUUGCCAGUGUUGGAAUGCCCUCUGAAACCGAGCAUUCAGAGCCAUCCCAAUCUUCUUUCAGGGCUCGCUUCCUGAUGCGAAGACCUUAUUAUCUGAAACUUUGGCAUCUUUUAACACGGGAAUACAACAUUCUAAUUACAUUUAUAGGUCAGAAAAAUGAAAAAAGCAUUAUGGGUCCCCUUUAAAGAAGAGAACAUAAAAAUGCACAAAUAACUAAAUUGAGAACGAGGAACUGAAACAAGGAUUUUGAUUUUUUUUUUAGUCAGCAUAAAACGUGUGCAUGUGUGGGUUUAACACUAAACAUUGCUCGAUAUUUAUGUAUUUAUUUUUUUUGCAAGAUUAAAUAAGAUAUCCAAAACAUUUGUGUUUCUCAGUCGGAAUGCAGGUUCAGAUGGAAGUACAUUACUUUGUACUGUGUGUAUGUGGGUGUAUUUGUACUAGGGUGUAUACUAGGGUAUACUAGGUAUACUAGGGUGUAUGUGUCUGGACGUAUAAUAUGCAUCCUUUAUACAACAAAUGUUUAAGUUCAUUGAUAUUAAAGGGAUAAAGUUCAAGCAACAUUUGGACGUACAACAAACAUUAAAUUUAUGACAAUUUAAUUUUUACAGUCUGUUCUUUUCAGGCACUAUGUUUUACAUUUUUUUGUGUGUCAAAAAUACAAUUCCGGGUGAGUUGCAUACAGGCCCUUUAAAUAAUAAUAAUAAUAAAUAAAUACAAAUAAUGAUUUAUAUAUAUCAUAUACAUUAAAUUCCUAUUUUCUAAUGAUAUACAUGUAUAAUAUAUGCUUUUUGUGUCCAGACAUGAUGGGGCAUUGUGGAACAAGGAAGGGAUGUGUUCAGCAUACCAAAACAUAAGAGUACAAAAAUGCAUAUGACCAAAAGGAUGUCAUCUAGGACUACCUGAGUAACCCUUGUGCCUCUGAAGGAGCCACCCGUGGAGGCUAACAGCAGUAUAUACAAGCAAUAUGUAGCAAGUUUAUCUUCUAAUAUCAGCUUUAAAAUCAUAAUAUCUCUUAUUGUCACGGUGUUGCGUUGCAGUGCCUUGCCACGCUUUGUCAAAACGGAUCAAUCAAUAGUUUUUUAAGUGUUUAGCAUGUACAUCCAUGGGGCUUGGAUUCAUGACCUUUUAAUAAUGGCAAUUAUGCCAUAUACUGGAAAUGUAUGUUUUACAGUUAACACGAUAAUCAAUUGUCAAUGUUGUAAAUGUUUUUUUUUUUUCAUCUCAUCAAAUAAAGCUGGCAGCAAUGUGC